ACUCAACAUCAAUACCCUUUCCAACUAUCCACAAAUGAACUACUAGCACAUAAAAACUUUUUGGAUGACUAUAAAGAAGAAAUAUCAUCUUCAAUGUAUGAAUCUGCCAAAUUAUAUUCACCAGACUUGAACCUCAUAUAUCAACAACCAGAAUUGAAACCUUACUUAAGAACAAAUUUAUUAGAAUUCCUAUUGAAAAUUUCAAUCAAAACAAAAGUUUCUAAUGGGAUUUUCUUUCAAAGUGUUCGAAUCUUUGAUAGAUAUUGUUCCAAAAGAAUCGUUUUAAAAGACCAGGUUCAAUUGGUACUUGUCACUUGUCUUUGGUUAAGUGCAAAGACUUAUGGUGGUUGCAACCAUAUCAUCAACAAUACAAAUGUCCCAACUGGUGGGAGAUUCGAUGGUCCAAAUCCAAGAGCAAGAAUCCCAAGAUUAUCUGAAUUGGCCCAGUUAUGUGGAACAAAUUCAUGUGAUGAUUCUUUAAUCUUUGAUGAAAAUAUGAUUAUUCAAAUGGAAAGACACAUCUUAAACACUUUGAACUGGGAUGUUUGUGAACCUCAAUUAAACAAUUGGUUAUUAAAUUUUUAUGAAAAUAAUUAUUUACAAUUUGAACAAUCUUUACAAUUUAAUGAAAAAUGUGAAAUAAUAAAUUUGAAAAAAUUCCUUUCAGAAAUUUCAAUAUUUGAACAUAAAUUAAUUGAAUUACAUCCUUCUCAAUUAUCUCACAUCAUUUUGGAAAUACUCUCC
Molecule: messenger RNA, 744 nt
Organism: Hansenula anomala
Lineage: Eukaryota; Fungi; Ascomycota; Saccharomycetes; Phaffomycetales; Wickerhamomycetaceae
Exons: 1
Biological process (GO): mitotic cell cycle phase transition
Molecular function (GO): cyclin-dependent protein serine/threonine kinase regulator activity
Source: RefSeq, a predicted model, not a curated record